AUGCGAGAAGUCAUUGAAGAAUCAGAGAAGGUAACAAAGAACAAACUCCAGGAUGCCCGCAAGGAAAGUUUGGAAGCAUACAUCAGCCGGCUCGACGAAUUUGAAGGGCAAGAUGAGGCACAACAGGGCAAGACCCAAGACACUGCCAUCAUAAAAGACGAUGUUGUCGUGAUCAGUGAUGACUCCGACGAGGUGGACAGCCAGGACGAGGUGGAAGAAGACGAGAAUGGCAUGGUCCCCCAGAACUACGGAGUUCCCGGCGUGGACCCCGAGGUAAAAGUCGACAACACAGACCCAAUUGCAGAAGAGGAUGAGCCCCCACUUGAGCCAUUCGGUCGCAGCGCCUUCGGCUUGGAGUUCGACAUGACCAAGGAGCUUGAAUACCUCGAAAGGCUCAAGGAGCUUGACAUUGCCGCAUGCAUUCAAUGCAAGAUCACGCCCCCAGUGGUCCCAGUCAAGGGACGGCCAUUCCAAGCUUUCAACGGCGAUGAAACGGACGAAGAGCUCGGAAACGAUGCCAAUGUGCCGCAAGACAACACCAACGAAAAGGAAUAUGUAAGAGGUUUCGACCACACUGGAUUCCAGCACACCGAAGACGACAAAAGGAACAAGAAACCGAUCAGGUUCUUGCAAAUCAGCGACAAGAAGCCCAACAUGCCUGUAACUCCCAGCGCCAAGAUGACAGCGCUCAAAGAGACUGUCUUGAGAUGGCAAGCGGAAGCCCCCGACGACAAGAUCAUCAUCUUCAGUCAGUUCAACGUCGUCAUGAAGAUCAUCGGUCGCAUACUGGAGUCGGAAGGCAUCUGCUUUGCCUACCUCAGCGGCAAGCAGAACACUGAGCAGCGCAACAAGGCCGUCGACGAGUUUCAGAACGGAGAAGAGGUCAAGGUCCUGAUUGUUUCUCUGCGCGCCGGAGGGCAGUGUCUCAACCUCACGCGGGGAAACCGAGUCAUCCUUAUCGAGCUCUGGUGGAACCAUGCGGUCGAGCAGCAGGCCUUUUCCCGUGUCUUCCGUAUUGGCCAAAUCAAAGAGACUCACUUUGUGCGCUUCAUCGUCAAUACGCCCAUUGAGCGCCGCAUGUUUCAAAUGCAGGUCGGCAAGAUCCUCGAUAUCGAUGCUAUCCUUCAGGACGACAAAACAAGAGAGCACUUUUAUGAUCUUCCGGCUUACAUGGGUUGA
Messenger RNA from Colletotrichum spaethianum, 1179 nucleotides. Its product is annotated as DNA repair protein rad8. NCBI's taxonomy places the organism in Eukaryota, Fungi, Ascomycota, Sordariomycetes, Glomerellales, Glomerellaceae. The transcript has 4 exons. The record is from RefSeq and is a predicted model, not a curated record. The coding region runs from base 1 to 1179 and encodes 392 amino acids.